ACACGGAAACUACGAAAAAGAAAGGAACUUGUUCCUUCCUUUCUUCGUCAAAUUUCAAAUCCCUAAUACCGAGCAAUUCCCCAAAUUAAGAAAGGGAACGUCUUCUUCCUUCCUCAAAUCUCUCUUCCAUCCUCAACUCUACAGGCACUAAAACAAUGGCGCUGGAAUGGGUGGUGCUAGGCUACGCCGCCGGUGCAGAGGCGAUCAUGCUGCUCCUGCUCACCGUCCCCGGCCUCGACGCGCUGCGCAAGGGCCUUAUCGCCGUCACUCGGAACCUUCUCAAGCCCUUCCUCUCGAUCGUCCCCUUUUGCCUCUUCCUGUUGAUGGACAUCUACUGGAAGUACGAGAACCGCCCCACCUGUGAAUCCGAUUCUUGCUCCCCCUCCGAGCACCUCCGCCACCAGAAAUCGAUUAUGAAGUCACAGCGCAACGCCCUUCUCAUCGCCUCCGCUCUCAUCUUCUACUGGCUCCUCUAUUCCGUCACCAAACUUGUCGUCCGUAUCGACCAGCUUAACAGUGGCAUCAAAAGGCUGAAGAAUAUGGACUGAUCAACUUGAUCUGAUUGCCGGAUCGGUCAGUUUUAGAUCAGAUCUGCUCGUUUCCUUGUUGACACUUGCUAUAUGGAAUAUAAAACUUUAUCUUAAUUGCUUUACUUUCUUUAUAUUACUUCCUGUGUAAUUUUGGGAUGCUUGUUUUGUCACUCACAAUGAUGCUAUAUUGUUUAUGUUUAGUUUAACGGCUAAAAAAUAAUCUGUUGUUUCUGGUCAUUUCGUUUCUUAUAUGAUUUUAGGUCAUCUGAUUUCUAAGAAGAAAUAUUCAUGCCACUU
Cuscuta campestris is the source of this 827-nucleotide messenger RNA. The record is from the annotation of a GenBank genome assembly. Lineage: Eukaryota; Viridiplantae; Streptophyta; Magnoliopsida; Solanales; Convolvulaceae.